Psylliodes chrysocephalus is the source of this 2106-nucleotide messenger RNA. Lineage: Eukaryota; Metazoa; Arthropoda; Insecta; Coleoptera; Chrysomelidae. The record is from the annotation of a GenBank genome assembly.
CGGGUAGUUUCCAUUGUUGCGCAAGACUUUAGUAUCCCAAUUUCCCGACUCACGAAGCUACAAUCGAUAUUUUCCAUUUUUAUAUCGGCGCUCUUUGUCUGUUCAUCCGCAUACAUAUGUUUACAUAAUCACAAAAGUGAAAAACGCUGUCAAACAUCCGCAAAGUAAUCAAUCGCUACCGAGAGCAAAAAAGGCAGGAAUUACGGGGAGUGUAGGCGAAAUAGCCGGCAGUACGCUGUGUAAGGUGUUUCCUAGUCCGGGCAUAGCCCGCAGUGUAUGGGCCCUCCCGCAGACGGCCUCCUGCAACAUGGUGGCCGAUACGGAUCAUCCUGCUGCAUCCGCCAACCACGAAAAAGACGGAUCCGAAGCGGAUAUUAAUGAGUAUUCUCUCAGGAAUAUUUUCGAUUUGGUUAAAACUGGGGAACUAUCGGAAAUUGCAGAAUAUGUUGAAAAAUCAGGUAGCGAAGUACUUAGAGCUAGGGAUGAGUGGGGCUACACGCCAGCUCACUGGGCAGCCCUUGAUGGAAAUGUGGAAAUUAUGCGUUACAUCGUAGAUAAAGGAGCACCUAUUGAUUUACCUUGUCUUGGUACCCAAGGACCCCGGCCAAUUCAUUGGGCAUGUCGAAAAGGUCACACCGCACUUGUUCAGGUGCUCCUACAGGCCGGCGUAGCAGUAAACGCAGCCGAUUUCAAAGGUCUUACACCACUAAUGACAGCUUGUAUGUUUGGAAGAACAGCGACAGCCGCCUUCUUGCUCGGAAUGGGUGCCUCAAAUGAUUUAAUGGAUAUUAAUGGAGACACGGCUCUUCACUGGGCCGCUUAUAAAGGGCACGCUGAUUUAAUAAGGUUAUUGAUGUAUUCUGGAAGUAAUUUACAAAAACCUGAUCAUUUUGGAUCGACGCCUUUACAUUUGGCCUGUUUAUCGGGAAAUUUGAUUUGUGUUAAACUUCUUUGCGAAAAAAGUAACGUAGACUUGGAACCCUUAGAUAAAAACGAUAAAACUCCAUUGAUGCUUGCUCAAAGCCACAGACACAAUGACAUUGUAGAAUUACUCCACACUGAAAAAAAGCGACGUUCUAGUUGGUUUCCUCCGUUGAACGAAGUUUGGGGUCUACUUUUCGGUAAAGCUGGAAACUCUAAAGCCCCAUUAAUAUUUUUUAUGAGCUCAGUUUUGUUGUGGGGAUAUCCCAUGUAUGUAAUUAGGUGUAUACCAAUAACUUGGAACAUUCUAAGGGGAUCACACUAUUGUUUUAUCUACUGGAAUAUAGUAAUGUGGAUUUGUUGGAUAGUCGCUAAUAGGAAGAAUCCUGGCUAUAUUCCAAUGAAUUCAGAGUCUUAUCACAGGUCUAUAAAACAAAUUCCAAUGUUUGAUAAAUGGAAAAAACGUAACUCUAUUUUAAAUAGACUUUGCCACACUUGCAGAUGUUUGAGACCUCUAAGAGCCAAACAUUGCAGGAUUUGCAACAGAUGCGUAUCUUAUUUCGACCAUCAUUGUCCAUUUAUUUACAACUGUGUUGGUUUAAGGAACAGGACUUGGUUUUUCUUGUUUGUGAUGAGUAUUGCUGUGAAUUGCUCCUUUACCAUUUAUUUUGCGAUGUAUUGUAUAGCACUAGAAGGUUUUGGUAUACUCUAUAUUCUUGGAUUAUUGGAAGCUUUUAUAUUUUCUGGAUUGGGGUGGAUUCUUACAUGUACUUCGAUACUUCACGCUUGCAUGAACCUCACUACGAACGAGAUGUUUAAUUACAAACGAUACCCCUAUCUAAGAGACAAACGUGGUAGAUAUCUAAAUCCAUUUUCAAGAGGUCCCAUUUUGAACCUCAUCGAAUUUUUUUUCUGUACACCAGAAGAUUAUGAUGACGAUUAUGGAUAUGAUUACAUCUGAUACAGGAUAAACAGUAACGGCUUACAUUUAAAUGAUAAAAAUACAUCAAGAUAGCUUGAAGCUUGUAAAAUGUGUAUUGUUGAGUAGCAAUAUUGUAUGAUUCAGGAUUAAAUAGAAAUGUAUGGAAAUUCUCCUGACGCAUACAGUACAUUUCACUUAAAAGUGGUUUUUUGCAAUGCAAAAAUAGUUUGUUAUAUUAACUUCGAUGUUAAUUUUAUAUGACG